UACCUAUCAAAGACGGUAAUAACGUUUGGUGUAGAUCAGACAAAAGCAAAGCAAAUGCGUACAGUAAAUACCUUGAAGCUACGUUCACUGCUUUUGGUUGUAGUGGUAGCAACAAUGAUGCUGCAAUAUUAGAAUUUCUUUAUACACCCUGUCAACUAUCUCUACCAAUGAAACAUAUUACGCCCGCCGAAAUACGUUCUGAAAUCGAGAAACUGAACAACAAAAAAUCUCCAGGAUAUGACAAAAUUGAUGUCAGAGUACCUUAGUGCUUACCUAAAACAGGAAUUAUGUUUCCUACACUUAUCUAUAAUUCAAUAUUAAAGGUGGGUUUCCAGCUCUCAAGAAAAGCAAAAACUUCAUAUAAAAAAACGCUUAUGAAAUGAUCAAGAAGUUUUCUGAUGUUAAAUUUUCUUGUGGCAACAUCCAGAUCUCAAGAAAUUCAGUAAGUAUAUUUACUACUCUUAUUUUAUAAAUUGUGGAUAGGCAACACUGGUUUUGCGAAGAAACAUAACAGUUUCUAUAUAUUUCUGACGCAAAUUGAGUGGGUAGAAGAAAAAUGGAUGACUUAACACCUGUUGCAAAGCGGCAAAAGAGGAUAAAAAAUUUCACAGCGGGUGAAAAACGAGAACUAAUUAAAGCAGUGGAAGAAUGGCCCCGAAUAUGGGACAUAACAAACGUUAUGCAUUCAAAUAAAAAUGCUGUGGAGCAGGCCUGGGUGCACAUAAGCAAUUCCGUUGGCAAAACUGUUAAUGAGUGCAAAGCUGGAUGGAUUAGCUUACAGGAGAGCUGUCGCUAUCACGCCAAAGUGGCCCGCAAGUAUAAAAGUGGUAGCGCAGGUGGAGAAACGCUGGAGGAGCCCUUUUUUUCAGACGCGAUUGAUUGGGAUUUUGCUGAAGAAAUGGCAUUUUUACCAAAUACAUCACACAAAAGAACACCAACGUUUGAAGAUUUUGAUUCAGCUUCCCCGAUAAAUAGAGCGAAUGAGGAGGUGUUAAGUGUUCCGCAAUAUGAUUAUAAUCCAACACCCACCACAAGUAGUCGUACGUUUCGCGGAAGCCAAAAUGACGAGGCAUGGAAUCGGUUCAACAACAUUUUAAAGAAGCAAGAAGAUUUGGUAGCAGCAAAGAACAACUCAUCAUAUGCACAAGUUCUUGCUAGUUUUGAGUGGUUGUUGAAUAAACUUCCACGGUCAGUUGGUGAUGAUAUGUGUAUGGAAUUUUACAGUAUGCUGUUACAGAAUGUUAAUGAACUUAAAUCAAAAAAUUAAAAUAAAUAUCUUUUUAUACUCUCGCAACAAUGUUGCUAACGAGAGUAUUAUAGUUUUGUUCACAUAA
This is a messenger RNA of Bactrocera neohumeralis, 1334 nucleotides long. RefSeq lists its product as uncharacterized. Lineage: Eukaryota; Metazoa; Arthropoda; Insecta; Diptera; Tephritidae. The transcript is spliced from 5 exons. The record is from RefSeq and is a predicted model, not a curated record. The coding region runs from base 557 to 1267 and encodes 236 amino acids.